CUAUUCACACUGGUUUCUUUCUCUCCGCACCAUCUCCUCCUCCUCCUCCUCCUCCUCCGGACUCAGUCGCUCGUACCCCCGGUAGGUAGGUGUGUAGGUGGGUAGUUUAGCUGCAGCAGUCGGUCUGUCAGAGAGAAGCUCGGCUCUGAUUCCUCGUCUCAUCCCGGCCAGGACAGCGCAGACAGCGGAGACGCCUCUUCCCGUGCGAUAUCCCCGAAUUUACAUUCACAAUAACCACAAGGAAACAAGUGAGCAAAGCAUCAUCAGACUACAAACACCCCCUGUUGGACAGAAGCACGGCACUGUAACAAACAGCAAUAAAAAAAGGACGACCACUGGGUGACUGGCUGACACACAGAUUAGCACUUUGAUCUGCCGGGGCUUCAGAUAAAUGGCUGACAAGCAAAUCAGUUUGCCUGCCAAAUUGAUCAAUGGGGGGAUCGCUGGCCUGAUUGGAGUGACCUGUGUGUUUCCCAUUGACCUGGCCAAGACUCGCUUGCAAAACCAGCAAAAUGGAUCUCGCCUCUACACCAGCAUGUCAGACUGCCUUAUUAAGACCAUCCGGUCAGAGGGGUAUUUUGGGAUGUAUCGAGGAGCGGCGGUGAACUUAACACUAGUCACGCCAGAGAAGGCCAUCAAAUUGGCUGCUAACGACUUCUUCAGGCAGCACCUCUCUAAGGAUGGAAAACUAACUCUAUUCAAGGAGAUGCUGGCUGGAUGUGGGGCAGGUACAUGCCAGGUUAUUGUCACAACUCCUAUGGAGAUGUUGAAAAUCCAGCUCCAAGAUGCUGGACGAAUUGCUGCUCAGCGGAAACUGAUGCCAGAGACGGUGGCAGCAGGUACUGUCGAGACCAAGUCACCAACAGCCAUACAGCUAACAAGAGAACUGCUGAGGGAAAAGGGCAUAGCUGGGCUGUAUAAGGGUCUUGGUGCGACAUUGCUCAGGGAUGUCCCUUUCUCCAUCAUCUAUUUCCCACUUUUUGCCAACUUGAAUAACCUGGGCAAAAGAGGUGCAGAUGGCCCCGCUCCUUUCUAUGUGUCAUUUUUAUCAGGCUGCCUUGCGGGGAGCACAGCGGCAGUUGCCGUCAACCCUGUCGAUGUGAUAAAGACUCGCCUGCAGUCCCUGAACAGAGGAAGCACAGAGGAAACGUACAGCGGAGUGACAGACUGCAUCAGGAAAAUCCUCCAUAAUGAGGGUCCGUCAGCCUUCCUGAAGGGAGCCUACUGUCGAGCCCUGGUCAUCGCACCUCUGUUCGGCAUUGCCCAGGUGGUCUACUUCCUGGGUGUGGGUGAAUUUAUACUCAGCUUCUUGCCUAAAAAAGACAACUAAGAAGCACUUCCUUUCUGCCUUUCCCUCCCAUAAUGCAUCACACCAAUUGCGUGAGGAAUCAACUCGGUCUGAAAUAAGUUUUUUCAAUGGGUCAAAGCAUGACCAAUCAGUUCAUUGUGUUUUCAAUUUUUUUUGUGUUGAAUGUUGAAAUAAUUUAGGAGAGAGCAUUAGUUUGCCAAGCUGCCUGUGGUGGCACCCACAAUUCCAGUAGGCAGUGCUCCACCAGCUCCCUGGAAAUGAAGCCACAAAUAUCAGUAGAAGAUUUAAUGGAACAUUGCUUUAUAAUUAAGACAUUUUAUUGCUCUUUUUGAAUAUGAUUGUUGAAUUUUCAGAGGAGAUGUGCUGCCCUUGGUUGCUGCAGCUGUUAAAUCCCUGCAGUAUUUUUUCCCCAAACAUUAGCCUCUGAAUCACAGCAAAGACCAUAGUGAUCUAUUGAAAAUGUCACUCAUAUCUAACUAAAUGACAAUUCUUGAAACCAUUAGCUUUGCAGGAAAUCUGCUAAAAUGCUAUUUAAUAUUCUUCUCAGAUUUUAAGUCUUAAUAGAACAUAGUAUACUUAGGGGUAGAGCAAAAAUAUAUGCCUCCAUCUCCAAAGACCCAGGGAAUGUGUUAAUGCGAUAACAGCACCUAUGAUCUUUCCUGAGAAGCCACAUCCCUUCCUGUAAAUGGCUGCAAUGAACUGAGUCAUUCAGCUCCAAGCAGACUGCCUUGGCUUUUUAAGUAGAUCAGGUUCCAUCUGAUAGUUAGUGCUACCAUAAUGGUUCGACUGUUUCUGCCUUUGUAAAAGAAAGCUCUGUCCUGGUCACACACUGGACUGAAGAGACGGCAUUAUUAUGCACCAACUGUCUGCAUGCUAACAUUGUUAGACAUCGACACAGAAUCACCAAAAAAAAGUACCAUCUAUGUUGUUUUUUUCUGAGGACUGAAACCUACGAGCAUGAUCUACUUGAGGCCAAACCCCAAUCAGUGAUGUCACAGCAGGUGGGGGGGUUUCGCCUUUGUGGAAUUAUGGAAAACACCUGCUGUCACAUCACUGAUUGGAUUGUGGCCAAAAGAGUGGCCUGCUAUAAAACCAUCAAUCCACGGUUUCAGAGCAGCUGCGUUUUUUUCCUCUCUGUGAUUCACUGUGAAUACAAAUGAAAGAAUUAGUUGCAAAAACUAAAUGGCUUGAUAGUAAUUUUAACAGAAAAGCCAGAUUAUUAGUAGAAGUUCAGUAAUGAUGCUGAUUAAAGGCUGGACAUCUCCUGCUGAGGCCUCAUGAGUACAGUCACCUAUUGUGGAAGCCACUAACACUUUAGAUCCAGACAUAAUUAUUAUUGUUGUUUACAGAUGAGUUAAAACUGAAAUUUAAAUUCUUUAUUCCAAACUUGAACUCAGUGGCAGGACCCCAAAGAUCAAAUGAUUCUAUAUCAGAAAGUCGGACCAAUGUUGAUUUCAUUGUUUUUACCAAACAUCUCUGCUUGUUUGCUGUAGAGGUUUUCUUUGCUUUAAGCUGCUGGGGAAAGCAGCCCUGUUGCGUCUUGUUUAUGCACCACCACACUAAAGCCCUGCCAUUGGUUUAUCUUGCCGGAGAUCAAGGUGACUUUGAGAUGUAUUGUCCAAUCACAUUCCUUCCUCGCUCCCACUGUUCAAGCAGCUCUUCAACUUGUACUGUUGCACUGUAGACGUGUGAUGCAACUUCUUCAGUGCAAUAUCAUUUUGUGGGAGUGAGACCUAUUUAUCAAUAUUCCUUUAUAUAGGUGGUAUAGCCCUAUAUACGGUGUAUGUAUGUGUUGUUUUUUUCUGUGUCAAAGUGUCCACCUUAACUAUAUUGUACAUAUGCAGAUGAUAUGAACUUUUAUGUUUUAUGUUUUAUUUGUUUGUUUUGUAUGUGAUGGCUUAUUUGCACACCUACCUCUCCAGCUCCCCCCUCGAUCCAUAUUGUGGUGAUUUUGUGUUAUGAUGAUGUGGACAUAUCAAAUGAAGGAAUCUUAUAUUGCAGUAAACAACGUAUGAACUUAAAUGCAGCACAUUAAUGAAGGUUUAUUAUUGUAUGCAGAGGGGAACACUAGUGUAGAUCUAACAUGGUGUUGAGGAGGUGCCCUUCAGUCUGUCGCUCAGCUUAUCGCCCUGUUUCCUGCUGUUUUAUUAACAAGGACCAAAUAAAGCAUCAUCAUAUAAUGAUGAUAGAAAUGUAGUUAGUUUUAAGUGAAUGACCUAUGGCACUACUGCAAACAGUUCUGGAAAUAAAAUAAAUUCAGUUAGAAGGGACCAGCUGACAUCAGACUGUAAAUCCAUCUUUCUGAAGGGUGCUUCUUUAACGAUGUAGCUGCAACACGACAGUGGCGGCACUAGCGACCAAGUCUGCGCCGACUGAAUCAUAUGCUAGUAAAUCUCAGCGUUAUCAGUGUCUUAAGUGAAAGUUAUAGGUCAGGUCAUCGACUGGCACCUCCAGCGAUGUUGACAGAAGACGAGCAGAGCCACAGGAAAAAGAACAAGACCUGCCUGUUCACGUGAGCUCGUCUUUAUGAAUGACUGUUCUUGUGAUUUUCUCGACAUUGCGAUUGCCAGUUCAUCUCAUAUAUGCUGUUAUUGUGAUCAUAAUGCCUAUUUAUGUGUUGUUGAGAUGAUUGUAAUGAUUUUGACCCCCCAACCCCCACCUAAAACCCUCCCAGAUUUUUUUUGAUCUGUUUUUGGUUGAAUCUUGAAAAUGUCGUGCAAGUCAUUUUGUUUUACUCAGCUGUGAAUUUUCUCUGACCUUGAUCUUGAUUUGUUUUCGUCCAUGCGUGCGUGCGUGUGUGUGUCUGACUGUGUAGUGCUGUAGUUGAUGUGUAGUUCUUAGUGUGACACUGCGGUAUUUUUCUCUUCGAUUGUCAGACCCAUGCCUCUCCCCCUCGUUCCUUCUACCUGUCACAAGCACCUCUGCCUCCUAGCACCCACAGCCAGGGUGCAGGUUAAACGCAGAGGAGCUCUGAACACCAAAUGUAUGACACAGAGUGUAUACAAUCAAAGAAAGCACAAAGGAUUAUUAGGCACAAGAGACCACACGGCCAACUUUAAAUACUAAGACUAAAGUCCCUUGAAAACUAUGUGCUGCUUUUGCAGAUCAGAGUCGGAUUUAUUUCAGGAGAGGUUGAAUGAGUUUCAAGUCUUGUAAGAAAGUUUCUGUGUGUAACACUUGUUCCAUAGGGCUGAGACAGCAGGUCAUGAUAAGAGACCCAUGUGAUGGUGUCCACUAUGUUAGCCAUCAGCAGUUAGUGACAAAAUGUAUAUUGCCUACAUAAUCUAAAUGAAUCAGAUAUAAGAAUGUAACUUAGAUAUUAUAAGAUGUAUUAUAAUUAUAGUGAAGAGUUUAUUACAUUUUAAUCUAAAGAUUUGUGCUUUACACGUUCACUGAAAAAUCUAUGAACCAGCUCACUGAUAUGCAAUAAGUAGAAGCCACACACAGAUGGACACUAGAAAAAAAUUCAAUAAACUGAAAAAAACAACACCUCACUGAACACAACCUGUCAAUCACGACAUCACACAAUGUAUGAAUAAUGCAACCGGGACCUUGGAGGCGAUCUGGGGUCUGAGCCUCUGUUCUCUUCCUCCAAGAGGAACUGUGCAUUACAGCACUUUAAAACCAAGGACCCCACUGUCCAUCUACAGAGAGUCGCUCUACGACACGGAGGGUGUUUAUGAAUAUAUGUGGUGAAUGACACAGUUGUCCUAGACAUUGUUUACAAGGAAAAAUGCAAUGAAAAAAAAUUCUGUUCCCUGUCACAAUUUGUUGUUCAAUAAAUGGACUGUC
This is a messenger RNA of Paralichthys olivaceus (Japanese flounder), 5101 nucleotides long. It is a transcript of the gene slc25a22a, whose product is annotated as solute carrier family 25 member 22a. The record is from RefSeq and is a predicted model, not a curated record. NCBI's taxonomy places the organism in Eukaryota, Metazoa, Chordata, Actinopteri, Pleuronectiformes, Paralichthyidae. Gene Ontology annotation, biological process: aspartate transmembrane transport; malate-aspartate shuttle; L-glutamate transmembrane transport. Gene Ontology annotation, molecular function: L-aspartate transmembrane transporter activity; L-glutamate transmembrane transporter activity.